Messenger RNA from Aspergillus mulundensis, 1257 nucleotides. RefSeq names its product cyclin family protein. Gene Ontology annotation, biological process: regulation of cyclin-dependent protein serine/threonine kinase activity. Bases 1 to 1257 code for a protein of 418 amino acids. The transcript has a single exon. Lineage: Eukaryota; Fungi; Ascomycota; Eurotiomycetes; Eurotiales; Aspergillaceae. The record is from RefSeq and is a predicted model, not a curated record. Gene Ontology annotation, cellular component: nucleus; cyclin-dependent protein kinase holoenzyme complex. Gene Ontology annotation, molecular function: cyclin-dependent protein serine/threonine kinase regulator activity; protein kinase binding.
AUGGAUUUCAACCGAGCAGCGCUGCAAGAGUUCAUCGCCCAGCCCGUCUCCCGGGAUAUGGUUGCUCAUCUGGCUCAACAAGCUGCACGGGUCAUCCGCUGCGAGUCCCAUGUGACAACCACACAACAUGCGCAUGGCCAACAUACACCUCCCAGCACUCCGCCCAUGGAUGCUGCCGAUCAGCAGUAUCCCAUGUUGCCGUCCGUUGAAGCUUUCAUCACAUCCCUGGUCACUCGCUCCCAGGUCCAGGUGCCGACGCUGAUGACAACCCUGGUCUACCUCGCCCGUCUGCGUUCCCGCCUACCCCCUGUAGCAAAGGGCAUGCGCUGCACUGUCCACCGGAUAUUUCUUGCCUCGCUCAUCUUGGCCGCUAAGAACUUGAACGACUCCAGCCCUAAGAACAAGCACUGGGCCAGGUACACCGUCGUCAAGGGCUAUGAGGGCUUCAGCUUUUCACUCCCAGAGGUCAACCUUAUGGAGCGCCAACUUCUGUUCCUGCUGGACUGGGACACCCGCGUCAACGAGGCAGACCUUUUCCUUCACUUGGAGCCCUUCCUCGCCCCGAUCCGCCACCGCCUCCAACAACGGGAAGCGAAGAUGCACCAGCCCCGGGAAUGGCACCGAUUUCAAGCUUCGGCGGAACUCUUAGCCUGCCGUCUGCGUCGCCAGAAGCUAGAGGCUCGUCUAGAGGCCCGCCGCCGACUUCCUCCAAGCCCCCAGUCCUCCGCAUCACUCUCUUCAAUGUCAUCGUCCUCAAGCCUGCAAAGCGAUGCUGCUGCAUCGGCACCCGAUACCGACCGGUACCAGCCUUACCCUCCCCGCCGUCGUCCCUCAAACCGCAGUCGCAUCUCAGUCUCUCCUCCAUCCGCUCAGGAAGUCCCCGGUCUAUCACGGACGGAAACCGUGCCCACGCUCUGCUCUCGUUCGUCCAGCGUCGCCCCCAGCACAAGGAGCAACACCCCGGCUAGCCUGCGCCCGUCUAGCUCAUACAACAGCAUGGACCAGGACAUCCAGGUGGUUGAUGCAUCGCGCAGCCCAGGUCUGAGCGGCAGUGGAUACAUCCACAUCCCCUCCGGCACAAUGAUGCUGCCUCUUCCCUCGGACGUGGCAAUGGCAAAAGGCGACGAGAUUGGACUGCAGCAGCCGAGCAAGAAAAUGCGAAUGAGCGGCCACUCCAACAGCAGCGGCUUUGUGGCGCGGUUCUUGGCGUCAGCGACAGGCUCCUAUAUGGGCCACCGCAUGCGGCCUCGCGUUUAG